AUGUUAACCCUACUUGGCUCUUGGAAUGAGGUAUUUGGUGGGGCUGGAGAGAGAUAUCCACAGCAUUAUAUGGCUUAUGAGGACCUCAGGCCAGGUUAUGGUAUGCCGAGUAGAUCCUCGACAAGGCUUGAUGAAGUUAUGACAGCAGAUCAAAGUAUGAGGUUUGGACUUGAACAAUAUACUUGCCAGCAAAAAUGCAUUCCCUACCUCAACACCUAUGAUGGGAGGACCAUCCACUACUUGGAGCCGCUCAUCAAGGCCAACGAAACCAUGAAGCUCGAGCUGGAGAGAAACAAGAUUGUCGACUUCAUCAAGUUUGACGUCGGCAAUGUUCUCAUGGUCACUGGUGGCAGGAACAGGGGAUGUCCUCUUCACCAACAGCACGGCUACUGA
This is a messenger RNA of Striga asiatica, 393 nucleotides long. The record is from the annotation of a GenBank genome assembly. NCBI's taxonomy places the organism in Eukaryota, Viridiplantae, Streptophyta, Magnoliopsida, Lamiales, Orobanchaceae.